Molecule: messenger RNA, 312 nt
Organism: Macrosiphum euphorbiae (potato aphid)
Lineage: Eukaryota; Metazoa; Arthropoda; Insecta; Hemiptera; Aphididae
Source: the annotation of a GenBank genome assembly
AUGAGAAUACUUGUUCUUCCAGGGUCUAAUGCCGAAGUAGAGCGAUUGUUCAGUCAAAUGAAUGUGGUAAAAAGCAAAUUAAGAAACCAAAUGAGGCCAAAACUUUUGGAUGCUAUUUUAAGUACAAGAGCAGGUUUAAAAAGAAACUCAGUUUGCUGCUCAGAAUACAAUUUACCGAAAUCAGUCUUAAAACAUAUUGGUUCGACUGCAAUAUACUCUUCCCAAGCUGAAUUAUGUAAAUUAGUUAUUAAUGAUAAUAACACUGAACAUCCUGAAUCUGAAAACGAUACUGAAGAUAUAAUUCUGUUUUAG